Messenger RNA from Aspergillus heteromorphus CBS 117.55, 488 nucleotides. RefSeq lists its product as uncharacterized. Bases 63 to 308 code for a protein of 81 amino acids. The transcript has a single exon. NCBI's taxonomy places the organism in Eukaryota, Fungi, Ascomycota, Eurotiomycetes, Eurotiales, Aspergillaceae. The record is from RefSeq and is a predicted model, not a curated record.
GCCUAUUUGCCACUGGUCUUCCUGGGCUUCCCUUCGUUCGCUGCUCUGGAGGUAAUUGUCGUAUGGCGAUUCUGACUUUAGGUGGGUUGGUUAUCCAGAUACAUUCACAGGCCCACAUCAUGUACAGAGUUUCUAAAGAGCUAUGCUUGGUGAAUCGGGUAGAUAUUACUCGAAUACUGUUGCAGGGUUUGAACUUGGACCUGUUACAAGUCGAUCCCAGGUCACAGAGGCAGUCUAGCACGGUCCAACCUAGUUACUACUGCUUGACAAGAGUCAAUCCCGGCUCUCCAGACCAUCGGCAGCAGUGAUCCAUCCCGUAACUAGUCACCCCAUCGCAUGGGGUCAACACCACACCAAGCUUUCCCAGGAGAGCGACCAAUAUCUUCGACUUGAGGUGACCCUUAUCGGCGAUUAUCCUACGAUGGUGAUAUCCUUUUUGAGAUACUCUGCGGGAGACGGUCCUGGUCUGGUCAGGGAAUAUAAUGUAG